GAGAAGUCAUUGUACCGCACAAGUUCCGCGAUACCGGCUGAUACCGGCAGAAUUUAUUGGUGAGAUAAACGUGCUUGAGCGCGAGUCGUUUAAUUAGUCGUGCGUGAUACCCGUAGCCGCGUACGCCGGUCGUCCUUUUAGCUGCGGGGUCCCUUGAACCUCGUUCGCGUUUCAAUGGGAUCGGAGCUGGUCACCGAAAUGAUUCUUUUAUACGGAGCAUUUUCGAGCAAGAGCGACCGCGACUUCAGAUAAUCGUAGAUUUAUCUAGUCGGAUGAUUCCGCGCCGUGUUGCGCCAAAGUUUUUUAUAUUAAUGCUUUCGAGACGAAUCUGAGAGUUUAUCGCUGUGAUCGAUUAACGUACCGAACUGCUGCUGUCUGAAAUCGUUGCAAUCGUGUCGGGUCCGACUGAUCUCGACGAGCGGUCAGACACUUUAGAAUUGUAAAACACAUAGACGACGAGUAGUUCGCGUGCGUGUGUGUAAAUAUAUAUCGCGUAACGCAGGAAUUGUACAUAUAACGUUGAUUUUUUAUAAUCGAAUUUUUUGCGCGUCUUAAGCGUCUCUUUCCCCCUCCUUUUUGAUUAAUGAUUCCCGCACGUAACAAAAUGUUUCUCGUUUGCGUGACCGUGGGACUCGUCUUUCUGGCGUCGAAGUACCGCAACAACGUGCUUCGUAGCGUCAAACAUCUAUAUAAAAAUAUAAAAAAUCGAGAUAGCAGUAAUAAAGCCAAGCGCAAUGAGCAAGAUACCGAUAGUAAUAAUAAUGAGGGUAUUCGUGACAAGAAGGAGAUUAAACUUGUACUCGACAAGAUUAUUCUGGCAGACUCUCCGGAGAAAUGCGAUUACGCCGUACAGCGUAUUCGUUGUGAUCUGUCUGAUGGUAUCCUAGGUUUUGAUUGCGAAUGGGUCAAAGAAGGACCCGUCUCUUUGUUACAACUGGCUACUAACAAUGGAGUAGUUGCUUUGUUUCGCAUUGGGAAAAUUGGCUAUAUUCCAUUUAAACUCAAGGAAUUAUUAGCUACUAAGCACAUUCUUAAAGUUGGAGUUUCUUCGUUUGAAGAUGGACAGAAGCUUGUAAAAGACUAUGGAUGUAGAGUUAAUGGAACUCUUGAUUUAAGAACUUUAGCCGACAGUCUUAAUUUACCAAGCCGGAAGAGUUUAGCUGCCAUGUGCGAACAGUAUCUUAACAUUGAGAUGGACAAACUAAUAGAAGUCAGGUGCGGUGACUGGGAUGCUAGCACCUUGUCUGACGAUCAAGUUGCAUAUGCUGCUUGUGAUGCGCUUGCAUCUGUUAUCAUUUAUCAUAAAAUAAUGGAAAAAAAUAAAGAAAAGUAUUCAUUUUGGCAAAGAUUAGGGAUGUUCUUAUAUAAUAUAUUAAGUAGUGAUAUAAAUGUGCGGAUUCAUGGUGUACCUGCUACAACAGUCGAUACGAGGUUCAAGGUUCAGCGAUCACCAAAAGCGGACAGUGUUACUAAUGAUAAUAUUUUAAAUACUAAGAAUAAAUCAGUAGCUAGAGUAGUAGAUCAAAACACUAACAACGAACAUAAGAAUACGAUACCUACAAGAAUCAAACCUUUAUAUCAUAAUUGUUAUUUACAAGCCCCCGAUGGAGAUAUAUUGUGUACAUGCGAUCGCAAGAAAGCGGAAUGGUAUAUUACGAAAAAUUUAGGGAAACUUGUGGAGACAGAUCCAUAUACAGUGAGAUUAAAUUUCGAACCGUCCGGCCGAGCAUUAGGAGAAGUUGGACAAUAUUAUACACAAGUGAAGCUUAAUCAAUGUGUAGUCUGUGGAUCCAACGAGAAAUUCAUUAGGAAAAAUGUCGUACCGCGAGAAUAUCGGAAGUACUUUCCAUUGGUAAUGAAGGCACAUCAAUCUCAUGAUGUAUUGCUAUUAUGCCCUUCCUGUCAUGAAAUCAGCAAUAACCAUGAUCUGCAGCUCAGAAGAAAGUUAGCAGACAUGUGUGACGCACCAUUAAUUGGACCGAUGACACACGUACGAGACAACUACUUGCACAACCGCCGGAAACUGCUUUCAGCUGUCAAGGCCUUGAAGGAAAAAUUAACAUUACCUCAACGGCAACGUGAAGAGUAUGAGAAGUACAUACUAGAGCACACAGGGCAGCAGAAAAUUACACAAGAUCUGCUUAACGCCUUGAACGAACAGCUGAAGAAUGCGCUGACCCAGAAACCAAUACCUACCAAGUAUCAGCCACAUGGCCUGAAGGUAGUACAAUAUUUUCAAAUGCAAGAAAGUGGACUCAUCGAGUUGGAACGUACGUGGAGAGAACAUUUCCUCUACACAAUGAAUCCGAAGUACCUGCCAAGUUUAUGGUCUGUACGUCACAAUCAGGAGCGACUGACCAUACGCCAGGCACAAAAUAGAAUUGAUGCGGACGACGCAAAGGUGGCUGGAUUAACGCAAUAGCGCUAGAAUUUGAACAUGAUAACUAAAAAGUCUCGUAUAAGAGCGAGAACUUCUAAAGACUGUUAUGUGAAAUAUAUGAACCAAUAUAUCUCCUGAAUAUAUAUACAUAAUAUAUA
This is a messenger RNA of Solenopsis invicta (red fire ant), 2538 nucleotides long. RefSeq names its product exonuclease 3'-5' domain-containing protein 2 (gene Exd2). The transcript has 7 exons. Gene Ontology annotation, molecular function: nucleic acid binding; 3'-5' exonuclease activity. Gene Ontology annotation, biological process: nucleobase-containing compound metabolic process. Bases 584 to 2422 code for a protein of 612 amino acids. The record is from RefSeq and is a predicted model, not a curated record. Lineage: Eukaryota; Metazoa; Arthropoda; Insecta; Hymenoptera; Formicidae. Gene Ontology annotation, cellular component: nucleus; cytoplasm.